UCCACUAGAGGUUCGGACCGGCAGGCGGAACCUUUCUGUCGCGCCUCCAAUUACCAUGCGAGGCGGGGACGGUUUAGGCCUCCGCGCAUCGCUCUUCACGCGUGCUGCAGUUUGCUUGGGGCAGCGAAGGCGGGCGUGAGGGUUUUGUCUGCUUUUCUUUCGCCGUGAGCAGCAUGGACGUGCUAGGGGAAGAGUUUGGCAACCUGACCCCGGAGCAGCUGGUUGCUCCGAUCCCGACCGUGGAGGAAAAAUGGAGGCUGCUUCCAGCAUUUUUAAAGGUGAAAGGCCUUGUGAAACAGCAUAUAGAUUCAUUUAACUAUUUCAUUAAUGUAGAGAUAAAGAAGAUAAUGAAAGCAAAUGAAAAGGUUACAAGUGAUGCUGACCCCAUGUGGUACCUAAAAUAUCUUAAUAUCUAUGUUGGGCUUCCUGAUGUUGAAGAAAGCUUCAAUGUAACCAGACCAGUGUCCCCCCAUGAGUGCCGCUUGAGGGACAUGACAUACUCUGCCCCCAUUACAGUGGACAUCGAGUAUACCCGUGGCAGCCAGAGGAUCAUCCGUAAUGCCUUACCCAUUGGCAGAAUGCCCAUAAUGCUACGUAGUUCAAACUGUGUUCUUACAGGAAAAACACCUGCCGAGUUUGCCAAACUGAAUGAAUGUCCUUUAGAUCCAGGUGGCUACUUCAUUGUUAAAGGAGUAGAGAAAGUUAUUCUUAUACAAGAGCAGCUGUCUAAGAACAGGAUCAUUGUGGAGGCGGACAGGAAAGGGGCAGUUGGUGCGUCAGUUACCAGCUCUACUCAUGAGAAAAAAAGCAGAACCAAUAUGGCUGUGAAGCAAGGACGAUUUUAUUUGAGGCAUAAUACUUUGUCAGAAGAUAUACCCAUUGUAAUCAUAUUUAAGGCCAUGGGUGUUGAGAGUGACCAGGAAAUUGUGCAAAUGAUUGGAACAGAGGAGCACGUGAUGGCUGCAUUUGGGCCUAGUUUGGAAGAGUGCCAGAAAGCUCAUAUUUUCACACAGAUGCAGGCAUUAAAAUAUAUAGGGAACAAAGUAAGAAGACAAAGGAUGUGGGGAGGUGGACCAAAGAAAACUAAAAUAGAAGAAGCAAGAGAGCUCCUGGCAUCUACUAUUCUGACCCAUGUACCAGUUAAGGAAUUCAAUUUCCGAGCCAAAUGUAUCUAUACGGCAGUGAUGGUGCGAAGAGUGAUUCUGGCCCAAGGAGAUAAUAAAGUUGAUGACAGAGACUAUUAUGGUAACAAACGAUUGGAAUUGGCAGGACAGCUUUUAUCUCUUCUUUUUGAAGAUUUGUUCAAAAAAUUUAAUUCUGAAAUGAAGAAGAUUGCAGACCAGGUGAUUCCUAAGCAAAGAGCAGCCCAGUUUGAUGUCGUGAAACACAUGCGUCAAGACCAGAUUACCAAUGGCAUGGUGAAUGCCAUUUCUACUGGAAAUUGGUCCCUAAAGAGAUUUAAAAUGGACCGCCAGGGUGUGACUCAAGUGCUGUCUCGCUUGUCAUAUAUAUCCGCACUGGGCAUGAUGACAAGAAUCUCUUCCCAAUUUGAAAAAACAAGAAAAGUGAGCGGUCCUCGGUCCCUCCAACCAUCUCAGUGGGGAAUGCUCUGUCCCUCAGACACUCCUGAAGGAGAGGCUUGUGGUUUGGUUAAAAACUUGGCCCUUAUGACACACAUUACCACUGACAUGGAAGAUGGGCCCAUCGUUAAAUUAGCUAGUAACCUGGGAGUAGAAGAUGUGAAUUUGUUAUGUGGAGAAGAGCUCUCUUACCCAAAUGUAUUCCUUGUCUUCCUCAAUGGUAACAUCCUGGGCGUCAUUCGAGACCAUAAGAAACUAGUGAAUACAUUUCGAUUGAUGCGAAGAGCAGGUUAUAUCAAUGAAUUUGUUUCCAUCUCAACAAAUCUUACAGAUCGAUGUGUCUAUAUUUCCUCUGAUGGAGGAAGGCUUUGCAGACCCUACAUAAUUGUUAAGAAACAGAAGCCUGCAGUAACAAAUAAGCAUAUGGAAGAGCUGGCUCAGGGAUACAGGAAUUUUGAAGAUUUCUUACAUGAGAGCCUGGUUGAAUAUUUAGACGUGAAUGAAGAAAAUGACUGUAACAUUGCACUCUAUGAACAUACAAUUAAUAAAGAUACCACCCAUUUGGAGAUUGAACCCUUCACUCUUCUCGGCGUUUGUGCUGGCCUGAUUCCAUACCCUCAUCAUAACCAGUCCCCAAGAAACACGUAUCAGUGUGCCAUGGGGAAACAAGCCAUGGGUACCAUUGGAUACAACCAGCGGAACAGAAUUGAUACUCUCAUGUAUCUUCUGGCAUAUCCACAAAAACCUAUGGUUAAAACAAAAACCAUUGAGUUGAUAGAAUUUGAGAAACUGCCAGCUGGACAGAAUGCAACAGUUGCAGUGAUGAGUUAUAGUGGCUAUGAUAUUGAAGACGCUCUUGUUUUAAACAAGGCCUCCUUAGACAGAGGCUUUGGACGUUGCCUUGUUUAUAAAAAUGCUAAAUGUACCUUGAAACGAUACACCAAUCAGACUUUUGAUAAAGUGAUGGGGCCCAUGUUGGAUGCUGCUACGAGGAAACCCAUCUGGCGACAUGAAAUUUUAGAUGCAGAUGGUAUUUGUUCUCCAGGUGAGAAAGUAGAAAACAAACAAGUGCUUGUAAAUAAGUCCAUGCCCACAGUGACUCAGAUUCCUUUGGAAGGAAGUAAUGUGCCACAACAACCACAGUACAAAGAUGUGCCCAUUACCUACAAAGGGGCAACAGAUUCAUACAUUGAAAAAGUGAUGAUAUCUUCAAAUGCCGAAGAUGCUUUUCUGAUCAAAAUGUUGCUGAGACAGACAAGGCGUCCAGAGAUUGGAGACAAAUUUAGCAGUCGUCACGGGCAAAAAGGUGUUUGUGGAUUGAUCGUCCCUCAAGAAGACAUGCCAUUUUGUGAUUCUGGCAUCUGUCCGGACAUCAUAAUGAACCCACACGGCUUCCCAUCGCGCAUGACGGUGGGAAAGUUGAUUGAACUGCUAGCUGGCAAGGCUGGCGUGUUAGAUGGCAGAUUCCACUAUGGCACUGCAUUUGGAGGGAGUAAAGUGAAGGAUGUGUGUGAAGACCUUGUUCGCCAUGGCUAUAACUACUUAGGGAAAGACUAUGUCACAUCUGGCAUCACAGGUGAGCCCUUAGAAGCAUACAUCUAUUUUGGCCCUGUAUACUAUCAGAAACUGAAACACAUGGUGCUGGAUAAGAUGCAUGCCCGGGCCCGGGGACCACGGGCUGUCCUGACCAGGCAGCCCACUGAAGGUCGAUCUCGUGAUGGUGGUUUGCGUCUUGGAGAAAUGGAACGUGACUGUUUAAUCGGUUAUGGAGCCAGCAUGCUUUUGCUAGAGAGACUGAUGAUUUCAAGUGAUGCCUUUGAGGUUGAUGUAUGUGGGCAAUGUGGACUUCUGGGGUAUUCUGGCUGGUGCCAUUACUGCAAAUCCUCGUGCCACGUGUCUUCCCUCCGCAUCCCGUAUGCCUGCAAGCUGCUCUUCCAGGAACUGCAGUCUAUGAACAUUAUCCCCAGAUUAAAACUAUCCAAGUACAAUGAAUAAAGCUGGAAACAUUGAUUAUUUAAAGAGAAUAAGCAAUAUGACUAACUCAAAGGAAAGCUUAGGAGGGAUUGAGGACUCCUUCCAUCCCGUGAAUAAUUUCUUUGCAUGUUCUCUCUCAACGCCUGAUGUAGAAGGAUUUUAUGCACUAGACUACUGACUGAAACAACCUUGACAGAUGCUCAGGAGAGAUGCCAACAGCAUGAACUGUAUUGCAGUCACCUAUGUAUAUACUGGAUUUGAUUCACAAAUGGAAAUCACCUAAAAGAUAAAUAAACUUCUUUUUACGUUCUGGUAUCUCGACACUUAUUAGUAAAGACUUACUCCUAAAAAAGAAUGUUUGGGGUUAAAUUCUCCAUGGUAUCUACUGAUGAAAGAAACUCAAGAUUUUUGUGAACCUUGAAGGAUAUGAAGAAUCUUGUUUGAAUUGGUUAACAUCACCUUUGUUGAGAUGGAUGAUUCUGAGCAACAUGUGAAAGAAAGAAUGCACAAAGCCAAGAUAUUAGCUGAUAAAGCGAUGCCUUUCUCUUGUGGUAGUCUGAGAGAAUACAUUUUCCAAACGGUUGAAUCUGGCCCUUACGCAUCCAUACUUUUCCAUUCUAAUCUUGAAAUAUGAUAAAUAUAUUUCUCCCAUCUUAAGCAGGUUUACCAAGGAUAUCACCCGUUUUAAUGGACUUAAUUGCUACUAUUUUGAAUUUUGUAGUUGUACCAUGCAAUAAUAUUUGUUGAAUGUCUCUGUAUAUGACUCGAUGGAUACAUUGUAAUUUUUCUGUCCCUUCCAUUCCUGCUAGGAUGUUGACCAUCCAUUUUCUUUUAUCUGACAGUCUUUCUUACUCAUUUCUAAUUUCUUCUUAAAAUUAAUCAGAAAUCUUUGAGUGAUGGUCUAAGACUACAUUCUCCAGUCUGCCACAUUGGAUACUAGUUCCACAGUAUAUUAGUUGUUGUUAUACACUAAGAAGAAUCAAAUUCCAGUGUCAAAGAAGUGUGAGAACAUGGGUGAAACAAAGUUAAACAUACCACAGGACUUUUUCAAAGCCUUAACCAAGCUAAUGUGAUUGCAUCUCUGCCAUAGAGGGAUCUUCCAGGGAGCCAGAUUAGUCAUUGAUGAGAACCCAACCCCUCCAUCCCUUCAUUUUUUUUGUGGGACACUGCCGGGGAGCAGGCUCUGCAGCUCUGGUCACUGGCAGGAUCCGAUGGGUGUUACAAUGGCUGAGUGUCUCAGUGCCUGGAUCUCCGGCGAUGCCCUUUGUUCCUGCUGUAGUCUGACUUGGUAGUUCUCAGAAUGUAUUGAUGCAUAAAGAUUAUUCCACUGGAUUGAAAGUGGAAAACAUAUAUACUCUACUUGGCGGACUAUUUAAGGAAUUUUCUAGGGUGAUUUGGAUUAUUUCAUGUUAUGUGACAACAACUCUUAGCUCCAUCAAAGAGGCACACCAUUUCCAUCAACACUCAGAGGGUCCACUUACAAGGGAAAGACAGUGUGCUGGGUUCCGUCAUGAGUGCUCCAUCAUUUAUCCUUCAGUCCUGUUGUGAGACACCAUAUUAAGGAUAAAAGAGCAGGACACAGCCUUUGCCUGAAGGAGCCCGCAUUGGAAUGGAGGAGGCAGAGAUGCAGCUAGGAAGAUUUGGAAAGACUUCCCAAGCUUUGUUCCCUUGGUAACAGUUGAAGACACGGAGGCACUGAGUGGUUAAGUGGCUCCCCAAGACCACACCUCUAACAAGGGCGCAGCGUGGGCUUUGAGUCCAGGCUCUCUGAGUUAGAUUACACCAGAAGUACAACCUUUUCUUCUUCAAGCACCAUUGGUCAGAUUUCUUAUAGAUAAACAUUGUAUUUUGAGAAUCAUUCCAGGCAAUUCUGAGCAUUUUGAAAGGAGUCAUCUCUAACGUUCUAGAAAAUUCUGUGUUCUCUCAGUUUACAAGAUCUAGAAAGUAUGGGUUCCAAAUUGAAACGUGUUUAGGGGAAAAAAGUGGCAUGGUCAUAAAACUAGCAGAUACCACAUUUGAAUUGCUAUUUGAGAUAUACUUAAAACAUGCCAGAAUUGGUUAGUCCUAUUAAAGUUUUAUUUCUAAAAGUUAUUUGUAAGCUCCCUGUUUUAAAAACUGCCAAGUAGAUUUCCAUUUCCAGUAAUGAUAGAGUAACUUUUCACAGGCCACCCUCGAAGGACUUUUUCCCUCAAGCCCUUUGCCAGGUCAGAAGUGGUACAGGAACAAGAGACCAAAAAGCCACGUCAAAGCCACUGAAAGGCUGCCAGCCUGACCUGGGCUUUUUGGCAGAAUCAAAGAUCUGGGGAGACAAAAUGUGGGCUCAGAGUUGCCAAGACACCAGGACUGGAGAGGCCAAGAUCCCACAUAGAAGAGAAGCUCAUUGAGGCAAGCCCAGCUUUCUCCACCACUUUUCCCCUUGAAACAUUUGCCAGUUCAUAACAGAGCGGGCCAAACUUCGCAGUAUCUACUAAAGCUCAACAUAACAUGCACUAUAUCCCAGCAAUUCCUUUCCUAGAUAUAUGCCCUACAGAAGUGUGUAUGUGUGUAUUAUCAAUAGAUGUGUGCAAAAAUGUUUAUAGCAGCAUUAUUUGUAAUAGCCCCAGUUGUAAAUAACCCAUGCUAAUUAACAGUAGAACAAAUUGUGAUAUGUUCAUACAGCAGAGUGCUAAACAGUAAUGAAAAUGAACUGCUGCAUAGAUAAUAGAUAAUCUCAUAAUUAUAAUACUGGACAAAUAAAGGUUAAACACAAAAUGAUA
Messenger RNA from Choloepus didactylus (southern two-toed sloth), 6310 nucleotides. RefSeq names its product RNA polymerase III subunit B (gene POLR3B). Bases 174 to 3575 code for a protein of 1133 amino acids. Gene Ontology annotation, molecular function: DNA-directed RNA polymerase activity; DNA binding; ribonucleoside binding. Gene Ontology annotation, biological process: DNA-templated transcription. The transcript has 28 exons. NCBI's taxonomy places the organism in Eukaryota, Metazoa, Chordata, Mammalia, Pilosa, Megalonychidae. The record is from RefSeq and is a predicted model, not a curated record. Gene Ontology annotation, cellular component: RNA polymerase III complex.